Molecule: messenger RNA, 2738 nt
Organism: Mobula hypostoma (lesser devil ray)
Lineage: Eukaryota; Metazoa; Chordata; Chondrichthyes; Myliobatiformes; Myliobatidae
Gene: cibar1
Product: CBY1 interacting BAR domain containing 1
Exons: 8
Coding region: 176-1075 (299 amino acids)
Biological process (GO): cilium assembly
Cellular component (GO): ciliary basal body; ciliary transition zone
Source: RefSeq, a predicted model, not a curated record
GUUCAGUCAUCAGCACGGGUCUGCGUCCCGGGUGGCCCGCACGGCUGUCGGCGCCGGCGGCUGCUAUGGUAACGGUGGGACUCGGCCCCGGUUUGAGUAGUGCAGCCUCACUCCCGUUGGCGCUGGUCGGUCGAGGCCCGGCCUCCUCUCCUCAGCUCCUCAAGGGGGAGCCGUCAUGUUCCAGGCCCGUGACCAGGACACGCGAGCAAGGGACAGUCAAACCAAGUAUAUUCAGAGCACUGUUGCAAAUGUGGAAAAACACUUUGGUGACUUGUGCAGCUUAUUUGCAGCCUAUACACGAAAAACUGCAAGACUGCGUGAUAAAUCUGAUCUCUUAGUUAAAGAACUCCGAGAGUAUGCUGAUACAGAAACACCUCAUCUAAAAUAUGGCCUGAGUAGUUUUGCAGAUCAUUUUGCUUUAAUUCAGGAUUAUCGACAUGCAGAGGUUGAAAGGCUAGAAGCUAAAGUCGUGGAGCCCUUGAAGAAAUAUGGUUCUAUUACGAAGUUGAAAAGGGAAGACCUCAAGAUCGCUACAGGUGCUAUAAAACGUGAAUCAAAGCAAAUAGCUCACGUUGAGAAGAUGCGUCUGAGGAAUCCCUCUGAUCGUCAGAUUGUUGCUGAAAAUGAAUUACAGAGGGUCACGAUGGAUGCCACUCGCAUUUCACGACAGCUAGAAGAAACUAUUGAUGAUUUUCAAGAAGAGAAAAUUAAAGAUAUUAAGAAGAUUUUUGGAGAUUUAAUUACAAUUGAAAUGGCUUUCCAUGCAAAAGCUUUGGAAGUUUACAGCAAUGCAUAUCAGCAUGUACAGAAUAUUGAUGAAGAGGCAGAUAUGGAGAUUUUCAGAAACACGCUUCAUUUACACAACAAUCAAGCACGUCUAAGCAUUGUGUCUGCCAAUUCUGCAAACACGAUGAAUGGAACAAAUUCAGCACUAGCUAUGUCAGGAACCUCUAAGCAACAAGUAUGUAGGAUUAAAAAGGCUGAAGAUGAUGACGACAGCGAUGAUGAGGAGGAAGAGGAUGAUGAUGAAGACGAGGAGGAUGAGGAAGAUGAAGAAAAUUACAGAAGAAGCUAAUUCUGAUUUUUUUGAUUUAUGCAUAUAGUAUAUUUGGUGUAUUUCAUUGAUUGAAAAUUGUCCAGCCUUACAAAUUUAAGAACUCUACAAAAUAACACUGCCAAACACAUCUUUCAUUUUACUAUGCCAAAAACAUUACAUGUAAACAGGUUAAUUAAAACUCAUUAAAUAGUAAUUUUAUAUACAACAGGUGUGUUAAAGUUAAUCAUAAAGUUCAACAAUAUAUUGCACAAAUUUUUACAUUCUAAAAUUUGUAUUUUUCUUAUACAGCAAAGAUACUGCUGAUUUUCUUCACAUCAAAACAUAAUUUGAUUAUACAUGCAGUUAACAAACUUGUUUCCCCCACCCUCCCCAUAUCAAGAGAUCUAUAUCGAUGAUGUAAGUGCAAUAUUCGAGUUAUUUUUUGUAUGCCUUAAUAGAGGCCAGAUGAUCAUUAACCUGAACAUAAGCAACAUAGAAAGAGCCUAGCAUUUAUUAGCCCUCUAUAAUUCACUCAAGAUGGGGAUUCUUAGAGGUAGCUACACUCAGCCAAUGGAUUUACUUCAGAGGGCAAUUAACAAUGGCAUCAGUGUGGUGUAUUGUUUGGUGUGUUUACCAGUCUGGGUAAGGAUAGCAGAUUUCCUUCCAGAAGAUAAAUAAUAAUCCAUUUGUGUUUUAUAACUAUCCAGCAAUUUCAUAAGAUUUUUCCUCACCUACUGAUAUUUAAUGACUUUUAUUUUAAAAAUAAUGCAAAAUUCAGAUUCUCAGAAUGUGAACUGGUAUUUAGAAACAUAGAAAACCUACAGCACAAUACAGGCCCUUUGGCCCACAAAGCUGUGCCGAACACGUCCUUACCUUAGAAAUUGCCUAGGGUUACCCAUAGCCCUCUAUUUUUCUGACCUCCAUGUAUCUGUCCAGGAAUCUCUUAAAAGACCCUAUCGUACCCGCCUCCACCACUGUCGCCAGCGGCCCAUUCCAUGCACUCACCACUCUCUGCGUAAAAAAACUUACCCCUGACAUCUCCUCUGUACCUACUUCCAAGCACCUUAAAACUGUGCCAUCUUGUGCUAACCAUUUCAGCACUGGGAAAAAUCUUCUGACUAUCCACACGAUCAAUGCUUCAGCAUUUUAGUGCAGCUUUAUUAUACCAUACAUUAUUCUUUGAAGUUACUGUGUAAACUUGUGAAUUAUUUGACAAUUAAAUUCAGAAUUCUAACAUGAAACUUCUGAAACUUGGAAGCUGACAACCCCUUGCACAGUUAUGUAUUCAGGAUCACCACCUGCUAUUUUUCUAACCAAAAUUAGUGCAUUUUGCUUGUAUCACUCGUUCUCAUUCCAGUGUAGUCCAUUGCAAAUGCUUGGAGUUCUUAAUUGCAAUAUGAAAUGUGUGAAAGAAAAUAAGCAGUCCAUUAAAUUCUAUUUUUUUCAAUUAAAAUCAAUGGUUAAAAAAAAUCAGAGUGCAGAUGGAGGCCAUACUGUUGAAAUUGUGAAUAUAUUAUUUGCUGAACCCAUUUAUGAUACUAGCACUUCCCUGCUACUAAGUGAAGUUUCCAGUACCUACACCAGUCAUACUUACUUUGUGGAUGGUAAAGUAACAGAAUUCACAGUUUUUGUUAGAUAUUUUGUUAUCAACAAACUCUUCAAAAUAAUAAAAUUCACAUUCUUCACUUACUUCUUUUGCAAU